AUGUUGGACCUCAACGGCAAUCCCACAACCAGCUAUGAUGCAGUCCAGCAGAUGUGGAGUGGCUCCGACGAGCAGAGUCUGUACAACAACGAGCUCACCAUCGGACAAAUCAUAUUCAAGCAACUGCAACGCGAGCCGCAGCGGCUCUUUCAGAUUUCCCACACGGAGAAGACGCGACUCUCCAGAACCCAAAUGUUGCACGAUGCGGCGAAGGUAUGCAGCUAUUUGAGGCUUCAGGGUUUGAAUGCGUCCAGCAUUGUUGGCCUGAUAGGUCGAAAUACAACGCAUCUGGCUGCUGUCGCCUACGGCUGCAUGUUCAAUGGCACGCCCUUCCACGCCGUCAAUCCCAACACGGAGGCACAUACCAUACAGAGCCUCUACAGCAUCACCAAGCCGCGCAUCAUUUGCUGUGAUGGUCAGGACUAUGUGCGUUUAAAGGACAUAGCGGUGGCAUUAAAGGCGCAAAUUGUGACCCUGAGUGGUCACAUUGCCGGUGUGACCAGCGUUGAGCAGUUGCUGCAAACACCACUGAGCGAGAAUUUCGAGCCGACGCGACUAGAACGGGGCAGCGAGAGCAUUAUGGCUAUUUUGUGCUCUUCCGGCACAACGGGCACUCCGAAAGCCGUGACUCUCUCAAACAGUCGCCUCAUCUUCGAGCAGCACAGCUAUCUAACUGCGAAUGACGUACAAUAUGCUCCCAGCACUCUGGACUGGCUCACCGGCCUCAUCACUUUGAUUACUGCCGGGGUUUAUGGAACGCAGCGUGUGAUCUCCACGGAACCCUUUAGUUGCGCUCACUUUUUGGAGCUUUGCGAGCAGUAUAGCAUCAGUUGGGCCAUCGUCGCCGCCUCGUAUAUCGCCAUGUUGGCCAAUUAUGGUGGCACUAAUGGGCGACCACUGCGCAGCCUUCGCCACCUUCUCUUCGCUGGCGGACAUACCCUGGUGACCACCCUGCAGAAAAUGCAGACCCAUCUUCAGGGUCAGGGCGUUCUGCGCAAUGCGUACGGUCUCACGGAACUGGGCUCCAUUGCCUCCUGCAACUACACCACCCAUUCGAAGCCCAACUCAGUUGGUCGCCUGUGUGGCGGCAUUUGUAUGCGCAUCGUUAGCGAUGCGGGAAAAUUCCUGGGACCUAAGGAAGUGGGCGAACUCUACUGCCGCAAUGGUCAGCUCUGGGCUGGAUAUUAUGGGAACGAGAAGGCCACAGCCGAGAUGCAGGACAAGCAGGGCUGGUUCCACACUGGCGAUGUGGGCUACUUCGAUGAGGACAACUAUUUGUAUAUUGUGGAGCGCAAGAAGGAUAUGCUGAAGUAUAUGAACAUGAUGUACUAUCCACACGAAAUCGAAGAGGUGAUCGCUCAGAUGCCCGACGUCAGUGAGGUGUGCGUCUUCGGUUUGUGGAAUGAGAUCGAAGGAGAUGCGGCGGCCGCAUCGGUGGUUCGCAAGAAGGGCAGUUCCCUGCGAUCCUCAGACGUGGAGCAGUUUGUGCGCCAACACGUGACUGUCAAGUACAAACAGCUAAAUGGUGGAACACUGAUGGUCGAUCAGCUAGCCAAGAGUGCCAAUGGCAAGGUAAAUCGUCAAGCGGUUAAGAAGCAUUACCUUGAAGCCACAAAAACAAAGUAGUCUAGCAAAAAUUAGAGUGUUCCCAAAUAUCUAAUGACCUGAAACCUAGUUCGAAAAAGAAAAUGUAUAGCUUAGAAUAAAUAGUGAAUUGAAAAGAUAUAAUUUACAAGUUCAGUAUUGUAACAUAAUCGAGUAAAGUAUGGAGUUUGGAUGAAAGAAAUAAUAAUAAAUAAUAAUAAUAAUAAAUAUAAAAUUUAUAGGUUAGAAUAAA
Scaptodrosophila lebanonensis is the source of this 1837-nucleotide messenger RNA. RefSeq names its product probable 4-coumarate--CoA ligase 2 (gene Acsx2). NCBI's taxonomy places the organism in Eukaryota, Metazoa, Arthropoda, Insecta, Diptera, Drosophilidae. The coding region runs from base 1 to 1626 and encodes 541 amino acids. Gene Ontology annotation, molecular function: long-chain fatty acid-CoA ligase activity. The record is from RefSeq and is a predicted model, not a curated record. Gene Ontology annotation, biological process: fatty-acyl-CoA biosynthetic process; long-chain fatty acid metabolic process. The transcript has 2 exons.